This is a messenger RNA of Rubroshorea leprosula, 2205 nucleotides long. Lineage: Eukaryota; Viridiplantae; Streptophyta; Magnoliopsida; Malvales; Dipterocarpaceae. The record is from the annotation of a GenBank genome assembly.
AGCACUACGGUCCUCUUCCUCCCUGUGUCUAUUCCUCUGCUCUUUCCCUUUCUCUGCUUUCUUCAACCUUUUGAAAAAAAAAAUGACCCGUUUCAAACAAUUUCUAGCAAGAUUUGCCGAUUCCGGCAAUCAAAAUUCAACCUCCAAAAAACACAAGAAAAUUUUCUUGGCUAUUUUUGGGUCCCUGUUAAUUGUUGCUGCCAUAAUUGGCAUUGUUACCGGAGUGAAUUCCAAGAAGAAUUCUGGCAAAGAAGAUGAUGUCUCGUCAUCACAUGCCAUAAUAAAAGCAUCCUGCAGUAGCACUCUGUACCGUGACUAUUGCUUCUCCACCAUCACCGCCGCCGCCCCCACCAAGAAGCUCAAAAGCCAGAAGGAUGUCAUCGAGGCGUCGCUUAACAUCACCACCAACGCCGUAGAAAAAAACUACUUUCAAAUAGAGAAGUUGUUGUCCCACAAGGGCCUGACCAAACGGGAAAAAGGUGCCCUCCAUGACUGCCUGGAGACGAUCGAUGAAACUCUUGACGAGUUACGGGAAGCCAGGGAGGAUCUGGAGAAGUACCCCAAAUUGAAAUCGCUAACGCAGCAUGCCGAUGACCUCAAGACGCUAAUGAGCGCCGCCAUGACCAACCAGGAGACUUGCCUUGAUGGUUUCUCCCAUGGAGAUGCCGACAGGCACGUCCGUCAGGCACUCCUCGACGGUCAGGAGCACGUGGAAAAAAUGUGUAGUAUCGCGCUGGCGAUGAUCAAGAACAUGACAGACACAGACAUUGCGAACGAGCUCAAGGCAACAGCAACAUCGAACCGGAAACUAAAUGAAGAGCAUGCAGAUGGCAUUGCGUGGCCGAAGUGGAUGUCGGUUGGUGACAGGAGGCUGCUGCAAUCACCAUCAUUGACACCUGAUGUGGUGGUAGCGAAAGAUGGAAGUGGGAAUUUCAAAACAAUAACAGAGGCGGUGGCGCGUGCGCCAGUACAUAGCAAGAAAAGGUACAUCAUUAAGAUCAAGGCUGGCGUGUACAGGGAGAACGUGGACGUGCCAAAGAAGAAGACUAACAUAAUGUUCUGGGGAGAUGGAAGGACCAAAACUAUCAUCACCGGAAGCCAGAAUGUCGUCGACGGCAGCACCACGUUCAAAUCCGCAACAGUUGCUGUAGUGGGUGAAAGGUUCAUAGCCCGUGACUUAACCUUCCAGAACACCGCCGGCCCGUCGAAGCACCAAGCCGUUGCCCUCCGCGUCGGCUCUGAUCUCUCAGCAUUUUACCAAUGUGACAUUCUGGCUUACCAAGACACCCUCUAUGUUCACUCCAACCGCCAAUUCUACAUCAACUGCCUCAUCACCGGUACGGUGGAUUUCAUAUUCGGCAACGCCGCCGCGGUUUUCCAGGAUUGCGACAUCCACGCUCGCCGACCCGGUCCCGGACAGAAAAAUAUGGUCACGGCCCACGGGAGAACCGACCCAAAUCAGAACACUGGAAUCGUCAUCCAGAAAUGCAGAAUCGGCGCCACUUCUGAUUUACAACUCGUAAGAAGCAGCUUCGGGACUUACUUGGGCCGGCCGUGGAAGCACUAUUCGAGGACCAUCAUAAUGCAAUCCACGAUCAGCGAUGUCAUCCAUCCGGCAGGAUGGCACGAGUGGAGCGGGGACUUUGCACUGAAUACUUUGUUUUACGGGGAGUAUCAGAAUACAGGGGCUGGCGCUGGGACAUCCGGGAGAGUCAAAUGGAAAGGGCACAAAGUGAUCACCACUCCCACUGAGGCUGAAGGGUUCACUCCCGGCAAGUUUAUCAGCGGCGGCAGCUGGUUGCACUCAACAGGGUUCCCGUUCAAGCUUGGGCUAAAUUAAUUCAGUUCGAAGCAACUGAUGUGAUUUGGUGUGUAUCUCUGUAGAAUCGUAGUCUAGGUUUGCUUAAUUUGAUGAGUGUAUUUGCAUCGCUGUGGUCACCAGUUCUGUUUGUUACCCAAGCUACCCUGUAAGAGUGCGGUGAGGUUUUCUUAAGAUGGGUCUGAUUAUUUAUUCCUGUCCAGAACAAAUUGGCUAUUGGGCUUUCAACUUCACAAAAGGCUGAUGUUGGGCUGGUAACUCUAAGCGGCCUGACUCCUAAAGUCCUAAAAUGGAUCAAAAAUGAACUAGUGACUCCAAGGGAUGUUUUAACGAAUAAAAGUUUUAGGACUGUAAGUUUAUUGAAAUAGGUAGUGAGAAAUUUAGAG